AUGUUCUUUCGACGCGUGUUUUCGAAGAAUGGCUCGAGUUCGUCGUCGAGUGCCGGUGAAGGUGUUGGUGGUGGUGCCGGCCACGGAAUGUCGGUAAGCGUCCCGACCGAGUCCCCGGCCCGCUACCGUCGGGCAUUGAAUGUGGAGAACAACCACCGGGUCCUGUCGGUCCUACAGCUGACGCCGCUCUGGGAGUACAUCAUCCGUAACAAUGAGCUUCCGGUGGGACUCAACAUGAACGAGCUGUUCCGGGAGUUUCUCGAGCGGCUGCAUGAUCCCGAGUUCCAGGUGCGCCAGCACGCCCUGCGCGUCCUGAUCGACGUGAUCAUCGUGUUGCGCGACGAAACGGACGUGUACUUCGCUCCGCUCCUGCCACCGAUCAUCGACAAUCUGGGUCACCCAUCGCCGGCCGUCCGGAAGGGGGCGCUGGACGUGCUGAAGGUUUACAUCGCGCAAACGAAGCUCCCGGAGACGGUCAUGCUGGAGAUCAUGAACUACGGGAUGGACCGGAAUCCGAAGGACCCGCUCGCCAGCCGGUACAUCGUCGGGGUGAUGCUGGCCCUACCGUCGCUCAUCCAGCCGGCCAUACUGACGGCCAAGCGGACGUUCAUCCUGCGCGCGGUCAUCAACGCGCUCGGCGGCAAGAUGGUGCAGAUCACGUACCAGGAGAUUGCGCUCAAGAUCCUGCUCAAGAUCAAGAACGCGAUCGGAUCGCGCGAGUUCUACGAGUGCAUCUCCGUGGCGUACCGGCGUGAUUUUGAUCUCCUGUGCAACGUGUACGGCCUGCCGAACCCACCCAAGAGUCCUCGGCGUGACGUCACGGCGGGAGUGCCGGACGGUGGUGGCCGAGAACUGCUGGCCGCGGGUGGCAAAAGCUGGAAACCGCAUCCGGUUCCACUGUCGCCGAAAGCGCAACGCUGGAAGAGCGGCAGCCAGGGAGACCUUCCACGGGCCACGGCAUACGAUCCGCCGGUCGGUGGUGGAUCGAGGAUGCACGCGGACUACGCCCUGACCAAAAGCCCCAGCGGACAGGCGCUACUGAGGCGUGUCAGCUUGGACAAGCUGGACGACUCGUCGAAGGUGAUCCUGGAGACGGAGAUCAAAAUCAACAAGGAGUCGGUCACGAUGCGCAUCCUGGAGGCGGGCCGUGACGAAAGCGGGACGGGAGGCCACGGCAUCAGCAACUCCAGCGAGGAGAGCGACGAAGACAACGUGGGCAGCAAGCGGUUCGGAGUGGUCCGAGUACUGACCGAUAGCGAGCUCGAGGACAGUGUGACGGUGAAGUCGAUCGCGGCCGCUGGAACUCCGUCGUCCUCGUCGUACUAUCAGCCAACCGACCCGCUCCUCCAGUCGGCCUCCACCGACACGGACUACGUAAGGCGGACGCCACGCCGGGUACGCUUCGGUGGGGAGAUCGUGAAAAUGCGAACCCCGGACAGUGACACGUUCGAUCAGAGCGAUCAAGAUCCUUCGUCGAUGGGUGGCUCACAAUCGUCCACCAACAGCUCGAGCUUCCUCACCGCAAACCUACCCUCGGAGACGAUCUCUUCUCCGGCAAGGUCAACGUCUUCGAUGCCAUCCCGUUCUUCCCUUAAAUCCGCUUCGUCCGUUUCGGACCGUAGUGCCGCAGCCCUGAUGCGAAGGCAGUUCUCUCAGUCGGCCGACACGGAACGGUCGACCACGGCCUCGAUGGGUGCGAUGACCUUCGAAAACGACACAUCCUACGUGAGCUCCAUACUGGCGGACGGUGGAACGUCCACCACAGAGCCUCCCGAUACCCGACCGGAACCGGAAACGGGAAACGAGCAUUCGGCACCAGCAACUCGACCCAAAUCAUCCCUGGCGCGGCCCAAGUCCUCAAGAACUCCGCCACCUCAUCCGGACCCGGUUCCGGCCCCGGAAACGCCCGACAAUCAGAGUCAUCAGGUAAGCGAACCACCAGAACCACCGUCGACAGCACCGCCACCGGCAUCCGACGCCAGCUCCGUGCUGGCUGAUAAGAUCGAGGAGGUCAAGCAGGCCAUCCAGGGCAUCGAGGAUAAGAUUAACAAUGUGGUGUGCCUGAAAAAGGCGGACUCGGCCGAUGCAGCCCAGCAGGCAGCGGCCAGGCCCAGGACUCCGAAGCUCGAGCCGACACUGUCCCUGGAAGUGUUGCUGAAAACGGCCGACCCACCGACGGACAACGCGGACAACUUCGAGCUCAGCCCCUCGCAGACGGACCCGGACCGUAAGGAUUACACCAAGGAGCUCAACAUUGACAUCCCGAGCGAGGAGAAGCUUCAAAACACACCGCCACCCAAGACGGACCCACCGGCGCCGAGACUCGCCGUCCGAUCCGGGAUUCCCCGGCUACACACGAUGCCGUCACCGAAAACGAUGCGCAAAGCACAGGAAGCGACGGCGACGACGCCCAAGCUGCUAACGCCCGACGAGCCACGGGGUCGCUCUCGACUGCGGAGCCGCUCGGCCACGUCCACGGCCCUCAAGCCGCCGCGCAGCGUCUACAUCAGCCCGUCCUCGCUCAGCCCAGCGCCCCACAGUGGCAUCGAGAUUAUGCACAACCUGCUCCGGAGCCCGUCCACCUCGCCCCACCGGACACGCCGGAAGAGCUCCGGCGGCAAGCCGAUCGAUGCGCUCACACUGAGUGAUAACAACAACAACCAGCUCGCCCUCGAACUUGGCCCCGAAGGCCAGAACGACAAGUGCAUCAGCGUGAACGAGGAUGACAUUUUCGAUGUCUUCGGCAAAACCAUUGCGACGCAAACGUCCGGCGAUGAGCUGCCGGCCGUGCCGACCUUCGUGCCCUUUAGCCGGGCCCCGUCCUGGGUGACAUUGAAGGCGGACGGAGGAGCCGCGGAACCGCAGGACACGCUGGACGCCCGCAACGGAAACCGAGGAAGCCCGGCCAGGGAUGGGCCGCAGGAUGGUGACCGCCUCGCCGUUGCAUCGCCAAAGGGUUCCGCCGGAAAGCAGCGGAUCGUCAGCUCCUGGGAGGAUCUGGAGAUCGUCGACCGACUGUCGCUGAUUCAGCUGAAAAGUACCGACUGGCGAUUGCGGUCCCAAGGUUUCUGUCGGCUUGAGGAAGCUCUUAAAUCUUCGGAUAAUCUAGCGAAAGUGCAACCAUACCUGGAGUCGCUGCUUCGGACGCUGCUAUCAUCGGAACGGAAUCAUGAUGUCAUUGACGAUAGGGUGCGAAUGCUGGUCAACCUGGUGUCACGGUUACCGCUGGAGAACCUGGAGGAUCGCGUGGGACAAAUCAUGACCGGCCUGUGCCGGCAGGGUGGCGCCGGUAGCAAUACCGUGGCCAAAGCGCUGAUGCAACGACUACCGACGGCCGCCAUCGUGCAGCGGUUACUAUCGGACGACUUCCUGCAUGCCAAAAACUCCAAGUUCCGCGAAAAUGCAUUGCAAAUGGUGCUGUUUGCUCUAAUGACAUUUCCCAGUACAUACUUUGACAUCAAAAGCCUCAUCGGUCGGGCCACCGAAGCGGCGCUGGAUAGUAAGAAGCGCGUUCGACAUGCUGCCUUGGAUGUGUUGGCCGUGCUGGGACAAAUUAGCUCACCUAAAUUGGUCCUAGACGUUGUCUGCACCUCGGUCGGCAUUCGCCCGGAAGGUAACCAUCUGAUCACGGCCGUCAAGGCACGGCUGGCCCGGAAACAGCUUCCCUUUAUCGGCCCGGACGGUAGCGUAGAGUACGCCCUGAAGGUGCCGUCCAAUCGGACGAACGCGGUCAUCAUGUUCGGUGCGGACGUGGACUGGAUAGAGGCCGGCAGUGGGUCCGCUUCGCCGACCUUCGACCACCGGGCCCUUACGUCCGGUAGCAGGAGCAAGUAUCCUAGCUUUCAAAUCGAAAACAGUUCCUCGGAAGAAACUAGGCCGAAACCUAGCUUCCAAGUGUUUGAUGAGAUCAAGCAACCGAUUGCGUCAUCCAAGGUGAUCAGUUCCGGGUGGACAUCCAAAAUACCGGUUUCAUAUUCGGAUAAUUUGGCGCAGCCACCACCGUCCAAUGCUCCUCGUGCGAUGAUGUACGGUAACGGCAAAUCUUCCCGCUCGUAUCCGGAACUUCUCGAAGCAGCGAACGAUCGAAAGUACGGCGCUGGCGGUGGACUCCGAAAGCCGGACUUUAAUCAAUCCGCCAUACCACAGUUUCCCCAGUGCCAGGGAAAACUGGUUCGACACUCGACCAUCGCACCAUCAAAACUUCCCGAAAUGGACCACCAAAGGAUGGGUGUUAAAAUCGGUAAACCCAGCAACCCCUACGAAGUGAGGACACCGCGAAUGCGCGCCAAACUGUACUCUCGCAACAGUGACGGCUUCAUGAGCGACACUAUCGCUAGCGUUAAUAAGCAAGUGCACACUGACAUUCGUCCUUCGACCGAUCCGGUGGUCGAACACGAAGGCUUACGGCAGUUAAAGUGCGGCAUGCGGUUCUACAACCCCAAUUUGGUGGGAAGCGGCACAAACAGACAACAAAUCACGGCGCAUGAGCAGGACACAGUCGAACAGCGUUCCAAUUGUAGGUCGUACGUGCACGGCGGCGGCCGACACAGCCGAGGCAACAGUGCGAACGAUGGAAGAGCGACGCCACACCGCACACGCUUCCUGGAGGAGGACCCCCACCAACCAACGGUGGCGGCCGGUGGUGGCGCGGGCAUCAAUCAGGAGAGCUACACCAUUCGGCGGGACGAGGAGUACGACAGCGAGCAGGACGAGAAGUCGAGCAACGAUUCGACCUCCACGAGGAUCAUUUCGAACAGUGUGUUUAACUUCGGUUCCGGCCACGAUCGCAGUCGACCACCGUCCUCCACCAGACCACCGUCCGGUGCCGGUUCACUGAAGUCGCUCAGUUCGGGAAAUCUCAGGGGCCAGCAGUACGCGCCGGAAGGGCGCGGAUCGCGUGCCAGUAACCUUUCGUACGGUACGGGUGGCGCCACGAUCAUCAAACACCAUUCCACGGACAACGUUUCACUCAGAUCGGGCCGCUGCGAACUGGACGGCAUCAGCUCGAACCAGGUACAGUACGAGUCCGAUUAUGACGACGACGAGGAUUACGACCACGAUGACCAGGAGCGUAGGAAGGCCGGCAUCGGCGGCACUCCGAAGCGCUACCCAACGCCCAGCCCACUGCCUUUGCGGGCCUCCUGCUCCACCGACAAUCUGCCGGGAGAUCGCGACGCCGACAAGAGUGCGGACGAAGACUACGAAGAGGAAGCGUUUGAAGAAAUGACCGUCGCCGCCCCCAAGAGCCGCGCUCAAUCGGCCAGUAUGGGAAACUUGGCCCCGCACAUGGCGGUUCGUGACCUGGGGGAUGCUGACGGGGGCGAAAUGCUUGCGGAGCCACAACCAAGCAGACCCGCACCGGUUGUGUCGGUGGUGCCCAGGAAAAUCCUUAAAAAACCGUUCCUCGAGCGUCGCAGCAGCAAGGUGGCACCGGUGGUCAAGGACGUGGUGUCGAGCGUGAAGGCGAAAAACAAACUGAACGAAGUGCUGUUCGAGAAAACCCUCCGUCGGUUCGAUAAACCGAGGGACGCGCUGGCCAACUGCUUGACGCACCUGGAGAGCCCGAACUGGGAACAGAACAUCAGCGGGUUGCAGUUCUUCGUCCGGCUCAUCCGCCACCAUCCGGAGGUGAUCGACACCCAGAUCCACCUGCUGUCGGUGGCACUGUCCAAGCAGGUGCGCAACCUGCGCUCGCAAGUGGCCCGCACCGCGUGCAAAGCCUCGUCCGAGUUCUUCACCACCCAUCGGCGCUGCAUCGAGGGCGAAGCGGAGGACAUUGCCACCCAUCUGCUGCACCGGACGGCGGACACGAACAAGUUCCUGCGGGCCGACGCCACCCAAGCGCUCGAGUCGAUGUGCGAGAACCUGUCCGUGGCCAGAGUGGUGCACAUCGUGGCGUUCAAGGGCGCCACGCACCAGAACGCGGUCGUGCGUACCACGGCGGCCAAGCUGCUCGAUAAGAUUGUGACGCAAAUUGGGGGCGAAAAAGUGUUCGGGCUGCCGAAGGAAACCCGCGAUAAGCUGAUACUGACCGGGGCUCACCUGCUGCUGGAGGGGUCGCUCGAGACGCGGAACUACACGAAGAGCAUGUUCAAGAAGCUCGCGGACCACCCGCACUACAGCAAAGUAUUAUUGGAGGUGAUACCGUCGCGGACCUAUAGGAACAUAGAGAAAGCACUAAACAGCAUCCGGCAAAUGGCCUAG
Molecule: messenger RNA, 6204 nt
Organism: Anopheles bellator
Lineage: Eukaryota; Metazoa; Arthropoda; Insecta; Diptera; Culicidae
Exons: 10
Coding region: 1-6204 (2067 amino acids)
Biological process (GO): microtubule cytoskeleton organization
Cellular component (GO): cytoplasmic microtubule; cilium
Molecular function (GO): microtubule binding
Source: RefSeq, a predicted model, not a curated record